Racocetra fulgida is the source of this 706-nucleotide messenger RNA. Lineage: Eukaryota; Fungi; Glomeromycota; Glomeromycetes; Diversisporales; Gigasporaceae. The record is from the annotation of a GenBank genome assembly.
UGAUAGUGAUAUCAGUAACAAUGAAGUGUUUGAAGAAAAUGCGUUUAUGGAUGAAGAAAAAGCAGAAGCAGUUACUAAAAGCAGACAAGCUGCUGCAGGAACAAUUAAUAUUAUGAAUUUUUUUUCUAAAGAUGAAAAAUUCGAUCUAGAAAGUAGUGAUAAUGACAACCAAGAUGUAGACUGUAUUGAUGAUGAUGACCAAGAUGUAGACUGUAUUGAUACAGAAAAUAAUCAGCAGCAAAGUAUUGAGAAUAAUCAGCAGCGAAGUAUUGAUAAUAAUCAGCAGCAAAAUAUUGAUAACACAAUCAAGAAAAUUGAAAUAAUGAUAAAAAAUGAGAAGCCUAGAAAGGUUGAACUAGUGCAUUAUCAAUCAGUUAUCUGGUAUUUGCGUUUAUUGCAAAAUGGAAAAAAUAAAACAGAAUCUAAUGAAACUGUCACAACAGUUUAUAAUAAAGGCAAAUAUUAUACUCGAUGCGUAAGAAGAUGGGCUGCUAUAUGUUUAAAGGCAAUGGCACCUGAUGCAUUAAAUGCAAAGAAAAUGAAUCUGUAUCCUGGUGGUAAUCAACCAUUAAUGCGUUCAACAAUGUGGAAUGGUCAUAAACAAAAAAUGGGUUUUCUUUCUGAUUAUGAAAAAAAAGAGUUACGAGGUCAAGCAAAAGGUUGUUUUACAAGAACGCGGGUUAUGGAAAGAAGGGCUAUUAGCUGA